AGUUGUCUUGAACGUGUUCAAUACGUUGUGUGAUGACGCGACGGUGCUACGUGUCUAGGAAGUAAUCCAGUCAACAUGGCGACGCAACAAGGAGAUAUUGAUGAACUCUUCGAUGUGAAAAAUGCUUAUUACAUUGGCAGUUAUCAACAAUGUAUCAAUGAAGCUCAGAAGGUUAAGCCAACAACACCUGAAAAGGAGGUUGAGAGAGACAUGUUUCUGUACAGAGCCUAUAUUGCCCAGAGGAAGUAUGCUGUGGUGAUGGAUGACAUCAAGGCCAGCUCCUCACCAGAACUCCAGGCUGUCAAGAUGUUUGCUGAAUAUCGCGCCAACGAGGGCAAAAGGGAUGCCAUUGUGGCUGAACUUGACAAGAAAAUGAGCAAGAAUGUAGAUGUGGCCAACACAACCUUCCUGCUCAUGGCUGCGUCCAUUUACUACCAUGAGAUGAACUCGGAUGCUGCCUUGAGGACCCUGCACCAGGGAGAAAGUCUGGAGUGCAUGGCAAUGACCAUUCAGGUGCUGCUGAGUUUAGACCGUGUUGAUUUGGCAAGGAAAGAGCUGAAGAAGAUGCAGGAGCAGGACGAGGAUGCCACACUGACCCAACUGUCCACGGCCUGGGUCAACAUCGCUGUUGGAGGAGAGAAGCUGCAGGAUGCUUACUACAUCUUCCAGGAGAUGUCGGAUAAGUACUCCCCCACUUUGCUUCUGCUGAAUGGCCAGGCUGCCUGCCAUAUGGCCCAGAACAAGUGGGAGGAGGCAGAGGGGGUUCUCCAGGAGGCACUAGACAAGGACAGCAGCCACCCUGAGACUUUGAUCAACCUGAUUGUGCUGACCCAGCACUUAGGCAAAGCUCCUGAGGUAACCAACAGGUAUCUCUCUCAACUGAAAGAUGCCCAUAGAGCUCACCCCUUCCUUAAAGACUACCUGACCAAGGAGAAUGAAUUUGACAGACUGACGAUGCAGUAUGCUCCCACUGCAACUGCUUGAGACAAUGGAGACAUCUGUUUGGACCCCAAAACAUUAUUAAUACUGGACACAACUGCUUUCUCCAUAUCUUUUUGUCUAUCAAUAUGGGAAACGCUAAACUGUAUAGAUUAAAAUUGACAUGCACAUUUAGAAAGUUGAAUAAUAAAAAGAUUGAAUAAUAUUACCGUACAUAUUUUCUUUAUACUCACACGUACAGGUAUUUGUAGUACAUGAAAUGUCCCUUCUGAUAAUGUCUCUUUGAUGUUUGUAACAUCUGCAUUUCUCUCAUUGAGAAAUGCUUCCAGUCACUCUGUUUCCUUUUAGCAUUCCUCUAAAAUGUACAAUAAAUGUUUUAUGACCCGG
Molecule: messenger RNA, 1326 nt
Organism: Oncorhynchus gorbuscha (pink salmon)
Lineage: Eukaryota; Metazoa; Chordata; Actinopteri; Salmoniformes; Salmonidae
Gene: cope
Product: COPI coat complex subunit epsilon
Exons: 10
Coding region: 76-984 (302 amino acids)
Biological process (GO): intra-Golgi vesicle-mediated transport; endoplasmic reticulum to Golgi vesicle-mediated transport; retrograde vesicle-mediated transport, Golgi to endoplasmic reticulum
Cellular component (GO): COPI vesicle coat
Molecular function (GO): structural molecule activity; protein binding
Source: RefSeq, a predicted model, not a curated record